AUGGCAUCAAUGAAGAGUCUUGUGCUCCUCGAGCAUCUCUCUCUGCUGGUUUCUAAUUCAUUGGUUCUUGCAAAUUUCCAUCUUACUGUUGGGACUGAUGAUGGUUCGGAACAAUGGGGAUAUGUUGAAGUUCGACCUAAGGCCCACAUGUUUUGGUGGCUUUAUAGGAGUCCUCACAGAGUUGAGGAUCCAUCCAAUCCAUGGCCUACAAUUUUAUGGCUCCAAGGAGGCCCUGGGGGUUCCGGAGUUGGGUUUGGAAACUUCUUAGAAAUCGGACCACUGGACGUGGAUUUGAAGCCGCGGAAUUCAACAUGGCUCACCAAAGCUGAUCUCUUAUUUGUGGAUAGUCCAGUUGGAACAGGAUUUAGUUAUGUAGAAGAUGAGAGUUUGGCGGUUAAGACUGAUGAAGCGGCAGCAAUUGAUUUGACUGCAAUGUUGAAGGCCCUUUUCAAUGGAAAUGAGACACUACAAAAGAGUCCUCUGUUCAUUAUUGCAGAGUCAUAUGGAGGAAAAUUUGCAGUUACUCUUGGGUUAUCGGCUCUUAAAGCUAUCGAAGCAGAGGAAUUAAAGCUACAACUUGGAGUGUUAUUCAGUACCCUUGACCUAGACGACUUCGCUGAAGCCAUUAAAACUGUAUACGAUUUCUCAGCUCAAAUCAGAUCAGAUCAACAACAAAUCAAGCGAAAUUUAGGGCUUUGA
Molecule: messenger RNA, 699 nt
Organism: Camellia sinensis
Lineage: Eukaryota; Viridiplantae; Streptophyta; Magnoliopsida; Ericales; Theaceae
Source: RefSeq, a predicted model, not a curated record